AUGCCACCUAAAUCUAAUACAAACGGUUUUUCUAAUCGAUCGAAUCAAUGCUAUAUGCCUGCUUGGGCUACACUUUGGACUGUGAUCGGGUCACUUGUUUGUAUAUGGGAUGCAACUUAUAUUAUAACACGACCUCGAAGUAUGGCAAACGGCGAUCUAUUUCAUAUAUUUUCCCCUUAUGCAAAAUAUAUAACACUUGAUCCACUGUAUGGAAAUCUACAAAAUGCAUUUGUUAUCGCACAAAGUUGCAUGAACUAUGUUGAAUUAACUCUUGCAUUGUUAUCAAUUAUACUUUAUCAUAUUGUUGGACAACGUAAUCUAGGUUGUCUUCUUCUAUUAGUAGCAAGUGCGAUGACAUGGUCAAAAACAAUAUUAUAUUUUGUGCAUGAUCAUUUUGAACGAUCAUUACAUCCGGAAAGAUCACCUGUUCAAAUAGAAGCAUGGGAAUAUAUAUGUCUAUUUAUUAUGCCAAGUCUCGUUUGGGUUGUAUUUCCGUUUGCCUGUAUGUGGAGUAUAGGUCGACAGAUACUUCGUCUACUCAAUGUAUCAAAUGAAAAAACGAAGUAUUACUAG
Molecule: messenger RNA, 573 nt
Organism: Rotaria socialis
Lineage: Eukaryota; Metazoa; Rotifera; Eurotatoria; Philodinida; Philodinidae
Source: the annotation of a GenBank genome assembly